AUGCAACUUCUGACCGACUCUACUUUGCCGCUCAUAGAGCCUGAAGAUUGCCCCACCUGUCGCUCCUUGCCUGGGUUUGCUGCAAUGCUCGAUGCUGUGACGACCCGUGGGCCCUUGUCAAACCUUCAGAGCUCGAUAUGUCUGGUCGAUCUAUUCGCGCUGCGGCGCUCCUUCAGACGAGCCAAUGGCCAAAAUCCCGCAGCUGCUCUGGACGGUAGACCUUGA
Molecule: messenger RNA, 225 nt
Organism: Penicillium vulpinum
Lineage: Eukaryota; Fungi; Ascomycota; Eurotiomycetes; Eurotiales; Aspergillaceae
Exons: 1
Coding region: 1-225 (74 amino acids)
Source: RefSeq, a predicted model, not a curated record